AAGGACAUACUCUCGCGAGAUCGUCAGGCUGUCCUCUUCGAAUCGGAAUCUGCUUCCAAGAUGUCUCUCGUGAUUCCCGAGAAGUUCCAGCACAUCCUGCGUGUUCUCAACACGAACAUCGACGGGAGGAGGAAGAUCGCCUUCGCCAUCACCGCCAUCAAGGGUGUCGGCAGACGAUAUGCCCACGUUGUGCUGAGGAAGGCCGAUAUCGACCUCAACAAGAGGGCCGGGGAGCUGACCGAUGAUGAGGUGGAGAGAGUGGUGACCAUUAUGCAGAACCCACGCCAGUACAAAAUCCCCGAUUGGUUCCUGAACAGACAGAAGGACGUUAAGGAUGGCAAAUACAGCCAGGUUCUUGCCAACGGUCUGGACAACAAGCUGAGAGAGGAUCUGGAGCGUCUGAAGAAGAUCCGCGCUCACCGCGGGCUCAGGCACUUCUGGGGUCUGCGUGUGCGUGGCCAGCACACCAAGACCACCGGUCGCCGUGGUCGCACCGUCGGUGUGUCCAAGAAGAAGUAGACGCUGCCGCCCCCCACCCCGCCCUGCAACCCAUGUGUCAAUAAACUCCACGUUUUACCAAC
Megalops cyprinoides (Indo-Pacific tarpon) is the source of this 581-nucleotide messenger RNA. RefSeq names its product 40S ribosomal protein S18. Lineage: Eukaryota; Metazoa; Chordata; Actinopteri; Elopiformes; Megalopidae. The coding region runs from base 61 to 519 and encodes 152 amino acids. The record is from RefSeq and is a predicted model, not a curated record. Gene Ontology annotation, molecular function: RNA binding; structural constituent of ribosome. The transcript has 6 exons. Gene Ontology annotation, biological process: translation. Gene Ontology annotation, cellular component: cytosol; small ribosomal subunit; ribosome.